CUGAAGAGAUGCGCAGGCCCCGCCCCUCCCGGGUUUCCCGCCCGUUUCUGAGGCGCCAUGAAGUGCGCUGUGGGGGGGCCUCACUUGCGAGUGUUUGGAAGAGCGAUACAUGCCAUAGCCCGUAUUAGUGAUGAAUUUUGGCUUGACCCGAUUGAAAAAGGGCUUGCUCUAAGAUCAGUGAAUUCUUCUAGGUCAGCAUAUGCAUGCGUCUUCUUUUCAUCUAUGUUUUUUCAACAUUACUGCUGCGUGACUGUGUCUGAGGUGCAUCAGGGAGAGAGACAAUUACACUUUCCUUGUAAAUUAGUAAUGAAGUCUGUUCUUCCCAUAUUCAGAUGUCUAAACACACUAGAGAGGAAUGUAGAGAAGUGCAACAUUUAUACAAAUGUCAAUAAUUGUCAUGUAAUUUUUCAGCUCUUCUGCAAGCAUGGUGUUAUAAAAACCCAUAACCUGACUUUUCAAGAAUGUGACCCCUUACAAGCUGUUUUUGCAAAGCAUAUGUGUCCUAACAUACUGAAAGUCCAGUCAAGGCUGCUGGCUGAUAUCAUGAUUCAUUUUCCAACCUGUCAAGAGGAAGUAACUUUAGCUAUUACUCCAGUGAAAGUGUGCUUUAAGAGUUAUACUGAGGAGGAAAGAGAUUUUUCUAAGGCAAUGCACACUGAGAUACAGCUUCAUCCAGAGGAAUUUGACUACUUUCAAGUUGGAGUAGACUCUGAAGUAACAUUUUGUCUUAAAGAACUGAGGGGACUACUCGCGUUUGCAGAGGCCACUACUGCUCCUGUUUCGAUUCACUUUGAUGUGUCUGGAAAACCAAUUGCUUUCAGCAUUGAAGACAUGAUGGUGGAAGCCACUUUUGUUUUGGCUACAUUAGCAGACAUUGAACACGGGAUCUCUCGGCAAUCUCCGUGCCUUUCACAAAGGCAGAAAAGGUCCACCUUGCCAAAAGCUUUUGCAGAUAAGACUGAAAAUGUCCCAAACAGCUCUGCAGACAAAAAUAGUAAUUCAGAAAGAAUAUCUUCAAAAAAGCUGUGUUGGAACAGAAGUAUGUGCAACUAUGCAGAGUCAUCAGUAGAACUGCCAAAACUUCCGUCAAGGAGAGAAGCAGCAGGUGACAGCACAAUGGUGGAAGCGGUAGUGCCAACAGAUUCUGAUCAUCACAAGCUACAAGCUUUUUAUGAGCCUCAAGAAGAGCAAACUGGGGGAAACAAUUGUGAGCUACUCUUAUUCAUAAGGAAAUGUUAUAUCGCAAGUGGCUGGGAGAUAACUGUAAACAUCAUUAAGGAUCAUUCCCAAAACCCUCAGCAUCAGUUACUGAAAUGCCAGCUGUUCAAAUACUCAUCAUCACUGCUGACAAAUCCAGGCACAUGUAAAUAUUUGUUGGUGAGAAACAAAGUGAAUAUAUGAGGAGGAAAAAAGCAGUGAUUUAGAAAACUCCUGCUACUAGCAAAGUCACUGCUGAAGAACAAGGGCAUGCGGCUGUAUCGAUUUUUACUCUUCUUGUUUAUCUCGCUUUCACCCAGGACACAGACCACACGCAACAACUCAAGACAACCAGAGGCUGGACUGCUAAAUAAGGCUGGUCAAAUCUCAGCUUACUUAUUAGUUCUGCCACAUUUCACAAUAACAUUCAGCAUUUUCUUUUAGUCCCUCCCGCCUUUCUGACCUUGAAUACCCAUGGUAUAAAAUACUAGCUGCUUGAGAUUAAUAGUAUAAGGUAUUGCCCAAGUGCAAUUAUUUACAGCCUUUGACUGAGUGGGUGUGACGGCAGCGUUCAAAUAUCUGAAAGGCUGCCACAGGAAGAUGAAGCAAAACCGUCCUACCCUCAGUGACGAGGAGAACAAGAGGCUGUGACUUUGUGCACUUCCUUGGAUGCCUUAUACCCAAGGGCAUGCAAGGGGUUACAUCCGAGCUGCCAGAACCAAGAUCCAGAGACGCUCAUGGCAAGGGGGAACAUUAGCAAAUAAAACAGCUGAAAAGAUUUAAAAGAAAAUGUGCACGUGUUUAAAAUGAGAAAAUGUUCUGAGAGCAUUUGGUGUUUCAAGGGCCAGGUCCCUUGUACUAGAGCCUCUCCUUCAGCACAAGGAACUGCAAGUUACUGUUCUGCUGUUCUCCCUUGUGUCGAGAGAUCCACGAGCACUCCCCAGAGCUACUGCCAGGUUACAUACUCUCUGCAUGCGUCAGUUGGUUAGAGAGACCGGUUCCUUCCAAUCUGUCUCAAUGCCAGGGACAAGCAGUAAAAUCCAGAGUCUCAGAGGAAAAUCCAGACUGACGGAUGUAGCAGUAGCCAAGCCGACCAAGGUAAGAUGCGGCGAUACUCAAUGCUAUUCAAGUUAAGUACCCCCGGCAGCCUGCACUUCAGCUAAAUGGAGGGGCAGGAGAACCAACUCGCAAAACCAGCAACGGCUGGGUUAGCUGCGUGCAUCUCUCCCUUGUAGGGGUUUGGGUUGUGCAUCUCUCCCUUGUACACACUUUCAAGGCAGAUCCGUCUGUUCCAUUCUAGCUCAGACAUGCGGUAAAGUUAUUGGCUUCUUAAACUGAUGCUAACCUUUCAUCUGCCCUGCUUCAAAUCAGUAACUUUUGAGUAGCAGUCUGCCAGCCAGCCACAGCUUACCUACCAAUUCCCAUGUCAGCAGAUCGAGUGCAGAAGGACUGCCCUGAGCUGGAAACCUUUGGAAGCUGGUCACUAUGAAAGUGCACACCAGGGCACAAGAAGCAGAUGCACAAAGAUGUGCGGCAGGGCACAAGCGUACCUGCAAACUAUAUCUGCACAGGGGAACAUAAUGAAGCCUUCAGCUCAUGCAAUAUUGAACUUCUAAGUCUGUUACUGAAUUAACCAUGAGUCAUUGGUGCCAGAGGACGAAGUGACACAUUUAUGGAAUGAUUUUAUGUUUGGCACAAAAGAAGCGUUAUAUUAAAACUUCAAGAGCAAAAGAAACUGCACCUGAAAUGCAUCACCUACAGUGACGUUGCAUAGGUACUUUUAAAACAGGUGACAGGAAGCAGAGGUAAACUCGUAUUCCAGUUAGCCGAAGUCCUCCAUUCAAAUCCAGAUCCAGUUCUCCAAGUCAGCAGCUAAACUCUGACUUAAUAAGAGCACAGUGGGAUCAUGAUGCAUUACCCAAGCUGUUUUCUGAUCAACCGGACCUUGACAUUUAUAAAGAAAUAACUAUACACAAAGCAUCUCAUAAGGUCAGAUCACAACUUACAGAUUGAACAUAGUCAAUUUGCAUUACACAUUUUAUCAACCAAUAGCACUGGUUUAUGGAACUCAACCAGCUUAAGGCUCGUUUCAUCUUUUCCCCAUCUCGGGUAGAUACACCAAAAGAAGGAACAAGAGGCUAGAGAAAGAAGUGAGGGCUUAAGUAACUACAGAUGCAAGAAAUGGUAUUAAAAGAAGGAAGAGGAAAGCAACAGAGAUGGGAAGAGAACAAGGAAGCUCUAAACAACCACAUUCGUGGAGUGAUGGGACUUCCCUGAAAGCAUCCAGUGUUUAUUUUGGCCAUUUCUAGUACUGGCCUGUAUUUUUCUUCCCUGGCUAGUGCAAAAAGACAGAGUGGGAACCUCACAAACGUUUUCCUCAAAAUGAUGAAACUUGGAAUAGAUUGGAACAUAACAGGAACAUGCUGAAUUCUUGUUACGCUCGAGGCGUUUUGCAAGUUUCCCAGCAUGGCUAACACCACAGGUAUUAAGCAAGACUGAAAACGCCCAUGCUACUAAAGGGUAGGUAGGCUGCUGCUGGUAUUUGUUCCCUGGAAGGGAUCUGUGACAGAAUAGGUCUAACUCACCCAGCACUCAAAGUGCCAAGCUGCACCUGGACACUAAACCAACAAAAAGAACAGAUUAUUGCAAUGCUUCAGCCAGCACAGAGACUGAUUGAUGCUUCCACUAUGGUACUUGGCUUGCAUUCAGUUGGACUUAUUUCCUUCUACAGCUCUCUCACAGGGCAGGGCCUUCCCUCGAGACAGCUUCAGUUAUGCAACUCGGGUUACACCUACUGCCAGCAAGGGAUGUGAACAGCGGGUACAGUUAUAGAUGUCUGGCUGCAAAUGUAAGCCACAAUAAAUGCUUAGCACCAUUACAGGAACCACAGUCAGAAAGAGUGGUCAGGUCGGAGGUUAUCUGCAGCUAAGAGCCAUUAUUUUUUUUCAAAACGCUGAGCAUAAAUGCUCUGACAGAGCGAUUCUACUGACAGCUGCAUUAGCCACCACUGAGAUGGUCUUUUUUUAACUGCAUCUGUAUUCCCCAACAGCCCUGUCAAUAACCUGUGGUUUCCUUACAAAUGACAACACUCAACUGAAUGUCAAGUGCACGUAAUAGGAGCAACACUUGCACAAAGAAAGUGAUGUUACUUUUGUUGGGCUCCCUGCUUCAAGAAAGAUGUGAACAAAUUAGAUGAGUCCAGUCCUGGAUUGCAGCAACGGAAAUUUAGGUCAGAGUUUAAGGAUGAACUUUUGAUGAGGGUGGUUAAGGAUUGGAACAGGCUGCCUAGAGACACUGUGGGCUCUCCAUCCUUAGACAAACACUUGACUGGGAUGGUUUAGUCAAGGACGGUCCUGCCUUUAGCACGGGGUUGAGUUAGAUCGGGGGUUCCCAACCUUUUUAUGCCGAGGACCAGCAAACCGCAGACCAGAGGUGACUGUGGACCAGCAGUGACUAGCACACUGCGCGCAGGCAGGCAACCCUUGUUUAUACUCAGUUGGCUGCCAAUCUGCAGUAUGCUGGUCACUUCUAGUCCGUGGUUUGCUGACCCAUGGUCACUUCCAGUCGGCAGCCAGCCCUCCUGCAGACUCGCAGCCAACCCUUCACAGCCUGGCACCAGGCCACAGCCCAGGGGUUGGAAAUCCCUGGGCUAGAUGAUCUCCUGAGUGUCCUUCCAACACUUCCACAAAGUGUAUCCUUAGCUCAUUCUUCAUGUUUAGAAGUCAGAUCCCUCAUGUUCGGGGACCAGCAACAUUUUUGUUAAUCCAAUGACUAACCUCUCUAGAUUAUAUUAAGUCUCCAUAGUGUUGACCUUUUGUUCCCUAGGGCAAGACAGCACACUGAACUAGGCUGCUCCACUGACAAGUUUUUACAAAUGAUCUCGUUCAUAGAUUCAUAGAUGUUGGGGUCGGAAGGGACCUCAACAGAUCGAGUCCGACCACCUCCCCUGGGCAGGAAAGAGCGCUGGGGUCAGAUGCCCCCAGCCAGAUGCCGAUCCAGCCUUCUCUUAGAGACCCCCAAGGAGGGGAGAGCGCCACCUCCCUUGGAAGCCCGUUCCAAAUGUUGGCCACCCUUACCGUGAAGAAGUUUUUCCUAAUGUCUAGCCUAAAUCUGCUCUUGGUCAGUUUGGGACCAUCAUUCCUUGUUACCCCAAGAGGUGCCUGGUGAACAGAGCAUCUCCAAUCCCUUGCUGCGUCCCCCUAAUGGAUUUGGAGGUGGCCACGAGAUCACCUCUCAGCCUUCUCUGGCAGAGGUUGACGAGGUCCAGGUCCCUCCGCCUCUCCUCAUAGGGCUUGUCCUGUGAGACCCUAACCAUACAAGUGGCCUCCUCUGGACCCUCUCGAGUCUAUCAACAUCCCUCCUGAAGUACAGCACUCAAAACUGGACGCAGUACUCCAACUGCAGUCUGACCAGUGCCGCAUAGAGAGGAAGUAUCACCUCCUUGGCAAUAUCUGUCAGUCAUCUGCUGGUACAUGAUACAGUGCGGUUAGCUUUGCUGAUGAUUUCUUCACACUGACGACUCAUGUUCAUCUUGAAGUCCACUCCGACAUCCAUUUCCGCUGCUGUGCUGCUGAGAGAGUCACUUCCCAGCCAGUCGAUGUGCCAGAUAUUUUUGCACCCUAGGUGCACCACUCUGCACUUGUCCUUGCUGUACUGCAUCCUAUUGUGUCCUGCCCACUUUCCUCACCUGUCCAGGUCUGCCCGCAAUCAUUACUAGACAUGACAUCAAAUAAACACUUGCCUUCCAUGUCCUUCAGAUAUUUAGUUACUCUGACACUAGCACUUCCUGUAGCCAUCUUUUCAGAUCGUCCAUCCUUAGCCAUUUGCAUUUCCCCCUACAAGUCCUUUUCUUACUCAGUGAGACGCUAGCCUGCAUUCCUUGGAGCAUCAGCUUUUUCCUCUCCAAACCAUG
Molecule: messenger RNA, 6109 nt
Organism: Alligator mississippiensis (American alligator)
Lineage: Eukaryota; Metazoa; Chordata; Crocodylia; Alligatoridae
Gene: RAD9B
Product: RAD9 checkpoint clamp component B
Exons: 13
Coding region: 58-1401 (447 amino acids)
Biological process (GO): DNA replication checkpoint signaling; DNA repair; mitotic intra-S DNA damage checkpoint signaling
Cellular component (GO): checkpoint clamp complex
Source: RefSeq, a predicted model, not a curated record